AAGUUAACAUUUUUCAGCAUAUACAUAUGCUUUUAAGCCAAAAAUAAUUAAAAAUUUGAGCUAAUACUUUUCAGUAGCAAUACAACAUAGGCCAUCGUACAGUUUACGAAAGCACUCAUCGCAACACUGUUCCCGUCGAGUGGGAAAAGUUUGUUUCGCCAAUUGACAUUUUCUUUUUGGGAGUUUUGUUCGAAAAGUGUAAAAUUCUAGUGAGUCGAGUGAAAUUUUUUAAACAACUUCAAAAGCGGCAGGAUUUUAAAAAUAUAAACUCACAUAAAUUGUUUUUAGAAAGCCCGGAAAGUACACAUUGAAGUGCAGCUGAAAAUUUGUUUCAAAGAAGUGUGUGAGUGAAACAUUAAUAACAAGCGACGCCAUCGCAAAAGUAAGUGUAGUGGGAAAAUUAAAGAACCACAAAAAGAAAAUACGCAUACAUUUUCCAUUUUCAAAGACGUACCCAUCCAAAGUGACGCUUUUUACACGGCGCAAGUUCGAUUUGCAUUGAAAACUUUUGUGUGCUCUGUGGGUGCUAAAAGCGAUAGUGCUCAAGGUGAAGGGGAACCAAAAAAAGCGAUAGACGCACAAAUAUCCGUAGAUAGGAAAAUUGGUAUUGUCAGCUAGUUGAGUUGCACAAGACGAACCAACAAAUAAAACACAAGAGCAAAACAAAAGCAAGUAGAAAGUAAGAGCAUCGACGGCAUCGACAGCAUCACGCAGUAUACGUAGCAUUAGCAGACACAACAUUUACAGAAAUCGAAAGUCAUAACCAUGAGUUCGAUAUCAAAUGUGGAAAAUCUGUCACCACAGACAAUUCGUCAAGUAAUGAAGGAAAUGCAGCAGAUGAGCGAAACACCAUUAGAGGGCAUCAAAAUACAAAUAAAUGACGCUGAUGUAACUGACAUUCAAGCGCUAAUCGAAGGUCCUGCUGGCACUCCAUACGCUGGUGGCGUUUUUCGUGUUAAGCUAACACUCGGAAAAGAUUUUCCGCAAUCACCGCCAAAAGCCUUUUUUCUUACAAAAAUAUUUCAUCCAAAUGUGGCGGCUAAUGGUGAAAUUUGCGUAAACACAUUAAAGAAGGAUUGGAAACCUGAUUUGGGUAUUAAACAUAUAUUGCUUACCAUAAAAUGCCUUCUCAUAGUACCAAAUGCGGAAUCUGCGCUAAACGAAGAAGCUGGUAAACUGCUACUGGAGCGUUAUGAUGAUUACUCGCAGCGUGCAAAAAUGAUGACGGAAAUUCAUGCGCAGCCCGCAAAAGGUGCCGCCAGUGGUGAUGCGAAAGAUGAUGAUGGUCCCUCCUCUAAAAAACAUGCUGUCGACAAAAAACUGCAGGACAAGAAAAAAGAAAAGCUCAUAAAAGAGAAGAAACGUAUGUUGAAGCGGUUAUGAGGCGGUAGUUGUAUAUGUAUUAAGCCUUUACCAAAGGGCGGUAACACAACAAGUCACCUUAGCGUUCAAUUCUUUAAAAAAAUUAACAAAAACAAACUAAGCCAAAACAUCCAUGAGCAUUAAGUGGCAAAUGCAAGUAUAGACGCAGCGGCAACAGAAGCAGCAUUAGCAAUUAUAAAUAAUACCCAAUUGCAACAAUAAUAACAACAAAAGCAUAAUAAUAAUAACAGGGUUGAAGUAUGCAGAGGAGAGCACUAAAUUUGGGGACAGCAGCACAGUUCUAACGAACAACACUAAAAAUCACUACACAUGUUAUAAAAAAAUCAGUGUGAAACGGUAUAUUCACUAUGUGCGCUAUUUAUAUGCUACAAGCUUCGUCUGCUGCAUUUCUUUUAUUUCUUUAAUUUGGCACAUUUUAAAUGGAAUGGAUUAUCAUUACAAUAGCUUUAUGUUUUAUUAAUGAAUUAAUUUGGACACGAUACCGUAGGCAUCACAUAAACAAGACACAUACACACACACACAUACACUUCUUUUAAUUGAGCCAUGUUCGAUACAUAAACAUAUAAAUAUAACUUUGUGUAAUUCUCCUUAGCUUUCUCCUAUGAAAUUAGUCAGGAUAGUAUAAUAAUUGUUAUAAAAGAGAAGAACCUAAACACUAUGUAGUAUAAUACUAAGUUUUAUUUAGCAUUAAUUUACCUAAUGUAUUGUUCUAAUUGCAUAUUUAUAAACUCCUAGAAACAAAAAAAUAGAGAAAAUCAAAACUAAUUUUAUAUUUAACGUCUUAUGGACACAUGUACACCAUGUGCAUACAUGUAUGUAUAUAUGCAUUAGGGUGUUCGUUAUUAGCUAAGUUGAUUUUUUUUAACGCCCUCUGAUAUGGCAGGUUUUGCCCACAAAUAUGACAGACAAAUUUAACAGCUCCUCAAACAUUUUAAAUUUUGCAUAUUAAAAAUGUAAAAAAUCAAUUUUGAGAAGAACGGACUCCCUAAUACAUACGUAUAUUUUUCAGAACGAUUCAAUGGCUACACAAUUUCUUUUAUAUAGCAAAAGAGCGAAAUGUUUAGCAUUAUGCGUACUCACAUACAAAAAUGUUUAUGAUUUAUGACUAUGUGUGUAGGAACAUACACACAUUUCCUUUUCUUAUAUUUGUAUGUAUGCGCGCUUUGUUUUUGCAGCAUUUAAGUGCACUUGUGCUCAAAUCAAAAAAACUGCUAACAUUUUCCUUCAAACUCGUACUCGCCACAAAUCGCCAUCCACAACACCCACACACUUACUGCAUGCACAAGUUGGUUAAAUACAUACAUAUAUAUUACUUACUACAUAUAAAUUUAUUGUAUUAAACGUUCAUGCAUUAAAACUGAUAUACAUAUACUGAGAGUGAAGAAAAAACAAAGCAAAAAAAAACAAAAAGAUAACAACAAUGAGAAUCGCCUAACCAACACCUUCCCGUGUACCAUUUUUAGCGUGUAGUAGUCUGAAAAAUAAAAGAAAAGCAAUUGUGCAAACAAAAAAUGUAAAAUGUCAA
Molecule: messenger RNA, 2908 nt
Organism: Bactrocera latifrons
Lineage: Eukaryota; Metazoa; Arthropoda; Insecta; Diptera; Tephritidae
Product: ubiquitin-conjugating enzyme E2 S
Exons: 4
Coding region: 766-1383 (205 amino acids)
Source: RefSeq, a predicted model, not a curated record